Molecule: messenger RNA, 2817 nt
Organism: Magnolia sinica
Lineage: Eukaryota; Viridiplantae; Streptophyta; Magnoliopsida; Magnoliales; Magnoliaceae
Product: auxin response factor 9-like
Exons: 14
Coding region: 378-2477 (699 amino acids)
Biological process (GO): regulation of DNA-templated transcription; response to hormone
Cellular component (GO): nucleus
Molecular function (GO): protein binding; DNA binding
Source: RefSeq, a predicted model, not a curated record
CAGAGGAAGAGAGAGAGAGAGUGAGAGAGAGGCGUAUAAAAUGCCAGGAAACCGGUUUUCGGGAUUCGGUAACGGCGUUUUCUGGUUUUCUGCGGAGAAAAGAGAAGAUUUUCUAGAGCGGCGGAAAGCGGUUUUCUGACUGGGGAGACGGAAGCCGGUUAGUGGUUUUGGAAGCUGGAGCGGUACCUACGGCGGUUUCCCGAUCGAACGACCGUUUCGCGGAGCCGAAGCGGCGAGGUUUCAUUAAUUUCGAAAAGUAAAAAACCGUCGAUUUCCCUCCGUACAUAAAUGGGGUAGCGAUUGCAGUGCACAGCAGCGGUUUUCAACUUCCCCUCGAGCGGUUUUCUCUGCGGAAUCGAGCUUCUGAGAGCGGUUUCAUGGCUUACAGUGACAGUUUCCGGAGUUCCUCAAAUCUUACGAGCGAGCGGACGAAUACAGAUUGUAUAGGAGUCGAUCAGCUGUAUGAAGAGCUGUGGAGAGCUUGUGCGGGUCCUUUGGUUGAUGUUCCGAAGGAGAGAGAGAGGGUUUACUACUUCCCCCAAGGCCAUAUGGAGCAGUUAGAAGCAUCGACAAAUCACGAAUUAGGUCCGCAGAUUCAUUUGUUUAAUCUCCCUUCGAAAAUCCUUUGCCACGUCGUUAACAUUCAGCUAAGGGCGGAACCUGAAACCGACGAGGUUUAUGCACAAAUCACUUUGCAACCAGAUCCUGAUCAAAAUGAGCCAAGGAGCCCUGAUCCAAGCCUUCCAGAGUCUCCGAGGCCUGUGGUUCGAUCAUUUUGUAAAAUUUUAACAGCUUCUGAUACAAGUACCCAUGGCGGGUUCUCUGUUCUUAGAAGACAUGCUACUGAGUGUCUUCCUUCAUUGGACAUGUCCCAGCAAACGCCGACUCAGGAGUUGGCUGCCAGGGAUCUUCAUGGUUUUGAGUGGCGUUUUAAGCAUAUUUUCAGAGGGCAACCCCGUAGACAUUUGCUCACUACUGGAUGGAGUACGUUUGUCACUUCUAAGAGAUUGGUUGCUGGUGAUGCCUUUGUUUUCCUGAGAGGGGAGGAUGGAGAGUUACGCGUAGGUGUUAGACGCCUUGCUAGGCAGCCAAGCACUAUGCCAUCGUCCGUGAUAUCCAGUCAGAGCAUGCAUCUAGGAGUUCUUGCCACAGCAUCUCAUGCCAUUAUGACUCACACACUUUUCACUGUUUACUACAAGCCCAGGACAAGUCAAUUCAUUAUAGGCUUGAACAAGUACUUGGAGGCUGUUAAUAACAGGUUUUCUGUUGGGAUGAGAUUCAAGAUGCGAUUCGAAGGGGAAGAUGCCCCUGAGAGAAGGUUUACUGGCACUAUAGUUGGGGUUGGAGAGGCUUCCUCACAAUGGCUGGAUUCUGAAUGGAGAUCUUUGAAGGUUCAAUGGGAUGAAGCUGCUGCUGUUCCACGUCCCGAUAAAGUCUCUCCAUGGGAAAUAGAGCCUUUUGUUGCUUCCACACUGUUAAAUCCAACACAACAGGCAGUGAUGAAGAACAAGCGGCCCCGGCCAUCAGUGGAACUCCCAGUCACUGAACCUAGUUCAGGAUUUUGGUACCCUGGAAUAACUCAAUCCCAUGAUGUGAGUGCAUUGAGGCAGAAAGAAAUCAAGGGAAAUGUUAUGAACAGCAGCAUCGUGCAGGGUGCGGUGGUGCGACCAGAGGCCUGGUUGAAGGAUAUCCAUGCUCCAUUCACAAACAGGCAGGAAUGCCUUUCUUCCCCUACAAGGGUCUCUCUGAAGCUGUUUCAGGAUGCAGACAAAGAGCAUAAAACGGUCACUGUAUUGCCAGUUACCUCGGGCUAUUCAACUACCGACCACCCUCUAAAUCCCACUCCCUGCUCAAUUUCGCAUUUGGCAGAGGAGGGAAAGAGGCCCGAGGCUCGUAACGGGUGUCGGUUGUUUGGAAUCGAGCUGAUUGACAACUCAAACAUUUCGCCAGCGGCUGAUAGAACGUUGGCCAGUCCAGUUAAGAUCUCCACUGCUAUAACAAAUGAUGAAUUUGUUAAGGCUACUGCAUCUGCCGCUGAUUCCGAUCAGCAGUCAGGACUUUCAAAGGCUUCGAAAGAGAGAAAGCAAGGUUUACAGAUAUCCCCAAAGGAGGUCCAGAGCAAGCAUAGUAGUUCAACAAGGAGUCGAACCAAGGUUCACAUGCAAGGGAUUGCAGUUGGGAGAGCUGUGGACCUAACUGUGAUGGAAGGCUACGAUGAAUUGAUAAUGGAGUUGGAGCGUAUGUUUGAGAUCCACGGCGAGCUUCAUCACCGCAACAAAUGGGAAGUUGCGUUCACUGACGAUGAAGACGAUAUGAUGCUUGUGGGCGAUGAUCCAUGGCCGGAAUUCUGCAAGAUGGCAAAAAAGAUUUUCAUUUAUACAUGUGAAGAAGUGAAGAAGAUGAAUCCAAGAAACAAGCUUCUCUCAACAGUCGAGGGGACUGCAAGCAUUGAUUCAGAGCUGAAAUCCGAGACAUAAAUUUGUGGUGACGGUUCGUUCUCCAUUUUCCUUCUUCAGUGGGAGAGGAGAUUAGAGAGGGGCGAGGACGUGGGCAGCGGUUAAUAUCGAGCUCGGUUUUUUAGAGCUAUAGGUUGUGGAAGGGUAAAACAAACCAGUGAACUGAGGGGGAGAGGUAGCAGCAGUCGUUUCUAUCUUUAGGAAUUUAGAAAAAGGGAUCACAAUUUGUGAAUAGAUGGGGUUGGUUUUUCUCUUUUUUCUUUUUUCUUUUUCUUUUUUUUUUUUUUUUUUUUGUUGUUGUUGUAAAUACGUGCUUGAUGUAGUUCUUUGUGAGUGGCAAUGUAGAAGGUCUGUUUUCUCA